UCCGUGUGUGUUUACUAACACAGUAACAUAUACACGAGCUACAUGUAGCAUAUAUUAAGUAUGGAAGUCCUGAAGAUAUUGGCCGUGUUUUAUCACCUCAAAGGUGCGCUAGCUCGAUCUCUUCAAGCAACGGAACACGUAGAGGAUUUCCGAAUAUCCUACGCCUUAUUUGCCCUCAUUGGUUCAGCCCUGAUUGUAUUGGUAAUACUGCUGUGUACUGAUAUCCCCGCAGAAUCCGACGUUCGUCAUAAGACAAACGACACAAAUGUUGCAGAAGCAAAAGUGAAAGUAAAGAAAAGGAAGAAAAAGAAAAUUCAUAAGAAGAUUCAUCGAACCAAGAGCACUGGUAGCAUUAUAUCCUCUAUUAUAAGCAGUUGGGCGAGUACCUCCGAUUCCGAAGACUCGGAUAAAGACUCACCCACCCCUGAUGCUUUCGCAGUAGAAAUAGAAUCUGUAAACCUCAGUGAGAAAGAUCUUGAGGUAAAUAACAAAAAUACAGUUGAAAACGACAAUCCUGAAGCAGCCGAAACAGGAUCUAGAAAGUCGUCAGAUUCAAAAACUGAAGAAAAAUCUGAAGAGGAAUCUCACUCUGAAAAUAAGGAUGCAAAAGAAGAAGAUGCAUUUGAGAAAGGUUCUGACAAAGAGAAAGAAAGUAGUGAAAAGGAUUCAGACACAUCUUCAUCCAGCAGUGAUUCAUCAAGUUCAUCAAGUGAUGAAAAUUCUGAUCAAGAAGAAUCUAAAGAAGAAGAGUCAGAGGAGCCUUCGCCAGGACAUGAAGCCGAAGAGGAACCAAAACCUGAAGAUGAACCUACAAGAUCACUAGAGAAAGAACCAGAAGAGGUGCAGGAUCCUGAACCAGAAGAGGAGCCUGAACCUGAACCAGAAGAGGAGCCUGAACCUGAACCAGAAGAGGAACCUGAACCUGAACAAGAAGAGGAGCCUGAACCUGAGCCAGAGGAGGAUGCUGAACCUGAACCAGAAGAGGAACCUGAACCAGAAGAGGAGCCUGAACCUGAACCAGAAGAGGAGCCUGAACCUGAAGAGGAGUCUGAACCUGAACCAGAAGAGGAACCCGAACCGGAACCAGAACCUGAGGACGAAUAAAAAUAAAAAAUAACCAUAUUACAUAAAAAUAUGGUUGAAUGCGGAGAGAAUAUGAGGUAGCUUAUGCUGCAAGGAAGUGGAUAGGUAACAUGGAACCAGAUGAUUAGGAAUUGUUUUCCUGGAAAUGAGAAGGACUAUUCUGAGUACCAGUACAUACAUGUAUCUGAGAGAUGUAUCAACUGUGCAUAAGAUUCUGCUUUAAAGGGCAAUAAAAAUUGUAUUAAGACAAUUGUAUCAGCUUACAUUCCUAAAA
This is a messenger RNA of Saccostrea cuccullata (small rock oyster), 1357 nucleotides long. RefSeq names its product protein TsetseEP-like. The coding region runs from base 61 to 1104 and encodes 347 amino acids. NCBI's taxonomy places the organism in Eukaryota, Metazoa, Mollusca, Bivalvia, Ostreida, Ostreidae. The transcript has 3 exons. The record is from RefSeq and is a predicted model, not a curated record.